This is a messenger RNA of Glarea lozoyensis ATCC 20868, 1548 nucleotides long. RefSeq names its product Class II aaRS and biotin synthetase. Lineage: Eukaryota; Fungi; Ascomycota; Leotiomycetes; Helotiales; Helotiaceae. Gene Ontology annotation, molecular function: phenylalanine-tRNA ligase activity; ATP binding; tRNA binding. The transcript is spliced from 4 exons. The record is from RefSeq and is a predicted model, not a curated record. Gene Ontology annotation, biological process: phenylalanyl-tRNA aminoacylation. The coding region runs from base 1 to 1548 and encodes 515 amino acids. Gene Ontology annotation, cellular component: cytoplasm; cytosol; phenylalanine-tRNA ligase complex.
AUGGCGACUUCGCAGGAAGUGCAGCAGGGCGACCUGCCUUCCGAGGUUCUUCAAGCACUUUCCCAGAAUGAUCCAAUUCUUUCGGCGACAACCUUCCCUUCAAUUCGGGCGACAGAAUUGAAGGGAGCGCUGGAUCGGCUGGCCUCGAGGUCAAUGAUUACAUAUGAAACGAUUGAUAAGGAAGAGCCGGUUUUGGAGCCUGAAGCGUUAGAGAUAGCAGCGAAUGGUAGUCAUGAAGCGCGAGUUUUUGAGGCCUUGAAGCAGGCGAUGGAUGGCCUUACGGUUUCUGAGCUUGAGGCUGCAGUAGGAGACAAGAAUGUUGUUAAGGUUGGGCAAGGCAAAGCUUUCAAGUCCAAGUGGAUUGCAAAGGGAAAGGAGGGUCGUUUGAUCGCUUCCACUGAUUCCAUACAAGAUGUUACGCAGCAACAGCUUCAAGUGAUACAGAAAACAAGUUCACAUCCUGACCCUAAGGUUAUUACAGAUCUCAAGAAAAGGAAACUUGUCAAGAUGCAAAAGAUUACUAGUUUCAAAAUCCACAAGGGACCAAAGUUUGCGCUAGAAAUUGUGAAAGAAGAAACAGACCUGACUGCGGACAUGCUUGCCUCGGGUGCUUGGAAGACCGCCGCUUUCAAACCAUACAAUUUCAAGUCGCUUGGUGCGGAUCAGAAUGCUGGAGCUUUACAUCCGCUCAACAAGGUCCGCCAUGAGUUCCGACAAAUCUUCUUCGAAAUGGGGUUCGAGGAGAUGCCGACAAAUCGCUAUGUAGAGACUGGCUUUUGGAAUUUCGACGCGCUCUUUGUUCCCCAACAGCAUCCUGCGCGUGAUCUUCAAGAUACUUUCUACAUCUCAGAUCCUAAAACAGCUGACAAGCCGCACGCUGAAUCCCAAGACGACAAAGGUGAUUAUGAGUCGUAUUGGGAAAAUGUGCAAGAAGUCCACCAGGAUGGUAAAUAUGGUUCGAUAGGUUACAGAUAUCCAUGGGCAGAAGACGAGUCAUUGCGACUUGUUCUCCGUACACAUACAACAGCUAUUUCAACAGCCAUGCUGCAUAAAUUAGCUUCACAGAAAGGUCCAGAUGGAAGACCACCACCGGCACGUUAUUUCUCCAUCGAUAGAGUCUUCCGUAACGAGACCGUUGAUGCAACUCAUCUUGCUGAGUUCCAUCAAGUUGAGGGUGUCAUUGCCGACUAUGGCUUGUCAUUGGGAGGUUUGAUGGAAUUUAUGGAAAUCUUCUUCAACAAGAUGGGUAUCGAGGAUUUACGAUUCAAGCCAGCAUACAAUCCUUACACUGAACCAAGUAUGGAAAUCUUCUCUUUUCACAAAGGUCUAAACAAGUUGGUUGAGAUUGGGAACAGCGGUAUGUUCAGACCGGAGAUGCUGGAAUCAAUGGGCUUACCUAAGGAUAUGCGUGUCUUUGGCUGGGGGCUGAGUUUGGAAAGGCCAACGAUGAUCAAGUACAAGGUCAACAAUAUUCGAGAACUAUUAGGCCAUAAAGUUGAUUUGUCUUUCAUAGAGAGGAAUCCUGCAGUCAGAUUGGAAAAGGCAUAA